AUGGUUGAUCAGCACAAUUCCAAGUGGCUCGAGGAUCAGCAAGGGCAUAUUUUGAGAACGCUGAUUGAUCAGCACAUUUCCGAACCGCAAAACACCGAGUCGCCAUCCAUCAACGAACCUCAGCCCGGCGACAUGUUCCAAUCCAUCAGCAAGCGUGACAUGAUUCUCCAGGAGGCUCGCGUCGCCUUACGUGGGGAGCGCCUUCCCUAUGACUAUGUAAACGGACUCCUCUACUGCGUCAUCCGCGGCAUACGACACAACGAAGCCUUUGCCAGGUCUCAAGAGGUCGUGAAGCAGUGCAGGAAGCUUCCCGAGAGCAACUUUGCUCGGGCACGCAAUGCCCGGCUCAUCAUGAGCAACCAGAUCCCGAAAAUGGCAACGGACGACGCCAAACCCUACUGUUUCUGGCACCCCGACAUUCCCAGCGAAAGGACAAUCCGUCGGCUGGUAAAUCACUAUCCCGACAUGGCAUAUCUUGCUGGUCGGGCAUGCGCCGUGGCAGGAUACCAUGAGUUGUAUCAUGAGCUUGACCUCCUUCCCGAGGUGUCGAUUGCCGAAGAGGCUAGGGAACAAAAUAACCCAGGAUCCAAGGCCAUCUUCGAGCACAUCAUGAAACAGCCGGUUUGCUACGCUGUCUUGGACGACUACACCAGGACUAACAAUUACGAAAACCCACGGUGUCCGGCCUUUAUGAACGGAGAUACAGCCGUCCGAUCAACGCUGGACGUGACAGUCGCCCCGGAGGAUUAUUGGGGUGAACAUUAUUUCAAUCUGGACAGCGACGGGUUUCCGUUCGACAUCACCGAGGACGGCCACAUUGGCGAGGUCACGACGCACACAUCGUAUAAUCAGGCAGAGCAGGGAACACUACCGCCGGAACACGUCGAGCUGCUUUAUUUACCUCUGCCCCUGCAUCUGCCCACCAUGGUCAAAGACCCGCUGAUCAUCAUGGCCGCUUAUGAAGGCAACCUGGACCGCUAUCUCCGCUUGCGUCGGCCGCACAUGAUCAUGGGCGAGCACGGCGCCGUCCUUCGCGGGAUAUACCACAACACCACAUUUGCCAAGUGGUGGUCGCUUCAGCCACGGGAUGGACACAACUCGGGGUUUAUCCGAGCAGCCACCCUUGCGCGUUUUAUCAUGGUCAACGACCUGUCGCACAUGACGGAAAACGAUCCCGAUCCCGAAGCCAACCACAAUGAGAUCCCCGGCAUGAUCUGGUGGCCACUCGUCCCCGCCGAGAGAACGCUCGAGGUCCUCGCCAAACGUCGACCGGACAUGCACCUCCAAGUGGCCAUGGCCUGCAUCGCCGGAAACUACAAGGAGCUAUGGGACAAGCUGGCACCGGAGCCAUCCAAACAGCUGUGGGACAUGGCUACUUCUCAGCGCGAUGCUAGCGUCCGGAACCACUUUGUCGAGUACCUCGAGCGUCGUGCUUCCGAGCUAGGACAAGUGGCAGACGACCGCCCCCUCCCUCAGGGCCUGGUUACGGAGUGCGACUAUCCUGCGCACGACUGGUGCUGGGACGCAGCGAGAGUCAUCAAGGAACCGUUUGAUCCCUUUUUACAGUACUCCCCGUGCUUUCUGCCUAGGGAUAUUGUCAUAAAGGAGACGGACGACCGUUUUGAUAUGGAGAACAUCUAUGGAGCAUUCGAGCAGCCUUGUAUGGCUAGGUGGGAACUCCGUAUGUGUGCGACGGUGGAGACGAUGGCCAAGAUACCGGACGGUGAGGAUGGCUUGAGGCUGUAUGAUGAUUGUGGUGAUGAUGAACAGGGGCCGUCAACCAAGGACACGGAGACGAAUAAUUCCCUAGAGGUAUCUUCGAAAGAAGCGGAUGACGACGACGUGGAAGCAAGCAGCCAGGAUAACGACGGGAACAUAACACCACGGACCGAUCAUGAUCCAUCCUAA
This is a messenger RNA of Sordaria macrospora k-hell, 1908 nucleotides long. RefSeq lists its product as uncharacterized. NCBI's taxonomy places the organism in Eukaryota, Fungi, Ascomycota, Sordariomycetes, Sordariales, Sordariaceae. The record is from RefSeq and is a predicted model, not a curated record.